AAGUUAAGGGAAGGACAUGAGUUCUAUCUUUCCUUUAGCCUUUGCCGCCAUCUCCCUUCUAUGCAUCCAUGGUGCAUUGGGCUGGGCCUCUAGUGACCCCACAUACGGGUUUGUCUCUGUUCCACUCAAUAGCUCGAACUUUCACAUCCAAAAACCCUACGACCUGCAGAUUAGUGAUCGUUAUAGCUUCAUAGAUGGAGUUCACAAGCUGUGGGUCUACUCUACCGACAAGCCUCUCUCUCGAGGAAGCAACACAAAUCCUCGCAGUGAGAUACUUAUACGAGGAUAUAGUUAUUCUUCCGGAGUCUGGCAAUUUGAAGGGUAUGGAUUUGUGCCGAAUGGGACAACGGGUGUGUGCAUUAUGCAGGUCUUUGGUGCAAGCACACGCAACACGACUGCGAUGAUGAGGGUGUACAAUGGUUCUCUCACAUACUACAGGACCCCGAUCAUUGUCCCUUACAUCUAUGAUCGAUGGUUCCGUCUAAAUGUCAUCCACGAUGUCGGUGCGAAAAAAGUUAGCAUUUUCAUCGAUGGGGUUUUAAAGUUAACAGUGGAUGAUCAUGGAGGGGCCUCUCAUUACUUCAAAUGUGGUGUUUAUGAACAGAAUGACCCUUCCUACUACAUGGAGUCUCGUUGGAAGGAUAUCAAGGUCUUGAAAAAAUGUGACUAACCUACAUGCUUGCGACAUGAUGUACUAUAGUGUGCUUAGGAACGUAGGUUUGGUCUGUCAUGUCUUUGCUAGCCUACUAGUGCAAUAAAUCUUGCGUCGUACCAUACAAGGGGGUUAUAGAAACUAUCUGGCCCUUGAUGUCUUUGUUUGUCACUGUAGCUGGGCAAUGCCUUGGCAGCCCCGUGUUUGCUUGUUUUUCAUAAUAAAGUUCUUACCUACUAAAUAAAAACAAAUUAUUUUGGGGCUGUA
This is a messenger RNA of Magnolia sinica, 919 nucleotides long. Its product is annotated as citrate-binding protein-like. The coding region runs from base 17 to 670 and encodes 217 amino acids. The transcript is spliced from 2 exons. The record is from RefSeq and is a predicted model, not a curated record. Lineage: Eukaryota; Viridiplantae; Streptophyta; Magnoliopsida; Magnoliales; Magnoliaceae.